AUGGGAGAACAUUCUCCUUCGCCUACUCCGGAGAGGGCAAUCUAUGGAUUUGUACUGUACUUGGGAACCUAUUUUGGACUUGGUUAGUACUAAGGUAGAGACGGUUUAGAUCUGAUGUUAUGCACGAGUCCUCUCCAGAUUCUAGAAUAUCAAAUAAGCAUUCUAUUAUCACUAACAUGUAAACUCAUGCUAUAAUAACUGUAUUUAACUUUUUAGAGAGUUCAAUAUUUACGAAAAAGCAGCCUAACUUGUACCUUAACAUAAUUUGAUUUUCUUGAUUUAUUUCAAUUAUUAGGCCUGUAUUUUAUUUGGGCUUGCCUCCCAGAAGAAUGGCUUCAUAGUAUUGGAAUAACUUAUCUUCCUCAAAGGUAACCGUGUGCUCACAGUUAAGCUCACCAACAAGUUGGGUGGAUUGUUUUUAAUCCUAAGGUUCCAUAUUCCAAAAUUUAUUACACAGAUGUGCAAAGAAAUUUAUGAAUUUUGUAUGGAGGGAAGGUGUGAAAAUAAAAAUAGAGCUUCUUGGGGACACUCUGGAAGAAAUAAACACCGAUAGAUAGAGGGAGGAAUGGGGGGGGCAAUGUUUCAUGUGAUUUUGGAAAGUGAAAGGAAAUCUCAUGAGAGUGAUUUCUAUAAAAUAUCAUUCUUUUUCAUGAACAGCACUCCACAAUGAAUUAACAGUGGGUACCUACUUGGACAUAGUAUGCUUUCCCCUAACACUUAUUCUCUCUCACUUUCUUCCCCCAUUUAAAUAAGAGUAGCUACUGAAUAUAAAAGGGAAUAGGUGUGGCAUGAUGACAAGGGGAUUGUAAUUUUUGCAAUUUAGAUUAUUUGGGUGGAGACAGCUACUGUUUUUCUUGACAAUGAAAUUUAAUACUUUUUCAUUUCACCAUUAUUUUCAUUUACCAGGUACUGGGUGUUAGCUGGACCAAUUUAUCUCUGUGUUGCAUUUGUGUUUGCAGUUUUGUUCUAUAUAGCAUAUAAUUUCACCAUCACUCUCCCACCAGACUCUAUCAACACAAUUACAGGUGAGAAUAAAUAUAUUCUGUAAUCUGGAUUUGUAAUGGAUGCCUAGUAAUGACAAUAUUCAUCUUUGUAAGCUGCAGAAAGAAAUGAAUUGGUGGAAUGAGUUGUGGUUUGGAAGUUUAGAGGUCUGUAAACAAACAUACAGACCUUGAACAUGAUCAGCAGGAGGAAUUUAUUAUUAAAUAUGACUCACACACUCAGUAACAACCUUCAAUAUUUAGAAUUUGUUUCAAUUUAUCUCAUAUUAUGAAGUAGGUUGUUGAGCAAAUAUUUUAGUAGCCUGCAAGGCAGGCAUAAUUUAAGGGUGAGCAGGUGCUCAGCACUUUCUUGAUGAAAAUUACAGGUGCCAUCUUUGAUUUUUACAGUAGUUGAAGUCUGGGGAGAGAAAGAAAUUUUAACAACGGGUGUGUGAUAGUCAAAAAGGAAAGAAGAGGGAAGAGGGUGAAGUAACCAUUCCCCCCCCCCACACUUUUUGACAUAACACACGUCAAAGUUCCUGUCAUAGAGAAGAAAUCAAAUGGUUUCACAUAAUAUUUUGUUUUUGAACUUGCAGAUAUACAUGCUCGAUACAUUGAUGAUAAUACAAUUUCAGUUCCUCUUGGAUCAGUUCCACCUCUGCAUGACAUCCCACUAAGCCAAGUAAACAGGGUCCUCUACAAAGACUAA
Molecule: messenger RNA, 1689 nt
Organism: Pocillopora meandrina
Lineage: Eukaryota; Metazoa; Cnidaria; Anthozoa; Scleractinia; Pocilloporidae
Source: the annotation of a GenBank genome assembly